Molecule: messenger RNA, 3982 nt
Organism: Cryptotermes secundus
Lineage: Eukaryota; Metazoa; Arthropoda; Insecta; Blattodea; Kalotermitidae
Product: UDP-GalNAc:beta-1,3-N-acetylgalactosaminyltransferase 1
Exons: 2
Coding region: 414-1466 (350 amino acids)
Cellular component (GO): membrane
Molecular function (GO): hexosyltransferase activity
Source: RefSeq, a predicted model, not a curated record
ACAUGGCAACGUCGACUGGGGCGGGCUGCCGCUAGCGUGUGGCGCGUAGUCUGUUCUUUCAGCCGUCAGUCUGUUGAGUGAAGUUGUGAGGUUAGGUUUGUUGUUUUGUUACGUUUGCGUUGUGCCUGUAUCAUGGUUCUUAUUCGGGCGCUGCCGUUACAUUACUUGAGAGUAAUCGAGUGACAUGUAUGGGGCGGGUUGUUGGAGUGAGAUAGCCGUGAUGCUACCGACGCCGACGCUGCUACGUAAUCAAUAACGCUCCAGAGCUGUGGAAGCAACAUCAACAUUCCCGGACCUAGGCGGAUAUAUCCACGGAUCCUCGUGGCUGGAAGCCGGUCGCUGUCUUCACUGACUGAAACACGACUGAUUUUCAUCUGGUUCAGGCGCACUAUGGUGGCUGUCCGCUGGUAGAGAUGCUGGAGAAGCGGCGCUAUGGGGCGGGGCUGCCCACGUAUCCAUUCCUGGCCGCCUGCCUCACGGCGGCGGUGUGCCUCUUCCUGUGGCGCCUGUCGAGCUGUCCCGUUCCCCAGGCCACGAGGCUCGUGGCCCCCAGCUACCUGCUGCUGCUACCCGGCAACGCCUCUUCUCUGCCGCCCCCCUACCCCAUGCACAAACUGGGGCCAGGCGACCGAACCACUCUGAUCGACGUGAAGGACUUCGCCUUUCAGCUGAACAACUUCCCGUGUAACGGGUCGAGUUCUUUGCUGCUCCUGGUGCUCGUGCACUCGGCGCCGGGGAACGUGGAGAAGCGACGCACCAUCCGCGAGACGUGGGGCCGCGGACCCCACCGGGUGCUGUUCCUGCUGGGUGCCGUGGAGUCGCCAGCAAUGCAAGCCGCCCUGGAGGAGGAGAACCGCGUGCACCGCGACCUGGUGCAGGGACGCUUCCUCGACUCCUACCGCAACAUGACGUAUAAGCACGUGAUGGCGCUCAAGUGGACCGCGUACUACUGCCCCGGCGCUCGCUACUUGCUCAAGACGGACGACGACGUGUUCGUCAACUCUCCCGCUCUCCUCGACUUCCUGGCUCAGGACUUAUCGCCGUGGGGUGCCCGGCGCCUCAUCCUCUGCGAACCCUUCAGCUUUGCCUACGUGAAGCGCUCCUACAGGUCCAAGUGGCGGGUCUCUCCCCUCGAGUACCCCGGGCGCAUGUACCCCGCCUAUUGUGCAGGCUGGGCCGUGCUCUACUCGCCCGACGUGGUGUUCCUCCUGUACCGCGAGGCACAGCGAACCAAGUACUUCUGGAUCGACGAUGUGCACGUUACGGGUACCCUGGCAGCACGCGCUAACCUGACACAGACAUCACUCGGCUCCCUGGUGCUGUCCCGGGAGCAGGUCCAGUUUCUGGUCGGCCCCAGGGAUAAUGGCUCCGAAAUUGGCUCGUUCCUGUUCGGGUCGCCCAACCUGUCGCUCAGCGACAUACAUCGCUUGUGGCAGCUGGUACAGGAGCGUCGGCCGGCGUCUUGACGUGCACAGUGACAGGAACUGUUCUCCCAAGUGCCUUCUCUUUAGUCACACAGAUGCGAUAGGUGGUGGAAGGCUAGUGAAAUUUACAAAAUAUGGCUUACGCUUAAUUAGCACGUACUUAAAAUUAAUUGAAAUCGGAUAUAAUUUGUGACCUCUUUACGGGUUUGUGGCAAACGAAGUUAAUUUAUAAAUAAAUAUAUUCUCAUUGUCAACAAUAUGAUAUAUAUGACACAAAAAGAACAUGGUGAUAUAGAAAAAUAUAUUAUUAGAAUAAAAAAUAUACAUAUAUUAUGUAUUUUCGUAAAGAGCGGGAUUCCCAGACAAACUCGUAACACAUUGCUGUCAGGUCUACUUGGUCUUCGUGACCCUGUAAUUUAUUUGAAUAUUGAAAUGAUAUUUUCUGGAGCGAAUGUCUUGCAUGAUUGACUGAAUGGUGUUUUUGCAGCUCUCGGUGGAGAUCAGGCCAUAAAACAAUGUGCUCACUUCUGUUCGACAUGCAAUAUGUCAGAUUCUUCUGUCUAUAUUCCACUCUUGCACGUUAUAUUGCAAGGUGCUAGUUCUCUGUCUCUCUCUAGUGACCACCAGACAAUUAGCAGAAUCUCGUUUUAAUACUAAUUAAGUAUAAUAAGUGGGUCCAAUCGCAACUUUUGCUCGAUGCCUCUUCCACACUGAUGCUUUCAGCACAGAUAUUUGUGUUCAGAUCACUGAGGAACAAGAUUAUCUGGAUCUUGGUGGAGACAUAGCAUUAUUUCUGAGGAAUAUAAUGUCUUUUGUCUGCAAUCUUCAAUUUGAGUACAUAGAGGCAAUACAUUCCUUACAAACAUUGGUAUAUACCUACCAAACUACACGGAAUCAUGCCCCAGAAGGCCAUGAUCUUGAUGCUUUUCUUGUUGGUAUUAAAUGUUUAGUUGCCCAAUACCCAGUAUUUUUUGUAUCUUUGUUUGUCAUGUCACAGAUGCAUGAAUUCAGCAGCUGCUGUUACUGGAAAAUCACUUCAUUACUGAAACUUGUGUCAUGAAGUUCUGAGGGAUAAGUCUAGUCCAGAAUUACACUUAAUAUACAUCCAAAUAUGAAGGGAAUUUCUGUGGAAGAUGUGGAUAUUAAAUUUUAGAAUAUUAAUAUAAUUUCAAAGGUCUAAAUAUUUCAGAUAUGAAGGGAAUAUGAACCAAAUGUUAUAAAUGUUACCUUACACAAACACAGAUGAUGUAUCAAACAUAUUGUCGUGUGUUUGGAAUCUGGAAGCGAUACUUCCGUGGAAAUGCAAUAACAACAGACGCUGCAUAGGAAUAUCGGUAACGAGUAUUCAUUGCGUAACAACGCAGUAACAGUGGGCCGUUGCAUAGGAACAGCCCAAGGAAGGACAACAGAAGGUUCGUUGCAUAACAACAUCAGACACGAGGUUAUAAAACUGCAGCUUUGUUAUCCAGAAGGAGUCAAAUGUGCAAACUGUUGUAAUCAAGUGAAAUUGUAAUAGAGAAUAGACUGAUACAGUAUCGGUCACAUGUACCCUCCUACGUGUGACAGUCUGUCUGUAUGUGUGUAGCAACACAGACAACAAGAAAUCUGCCAUACCCUGGCAACGGUCACACAGGUACACCACAGUUGAUUGCUAGAAGCAGUGGAAGUGCCUUCUAGCAGUAAGAACAAGGUAAGGUGAAUGUGUCACUCAGAACCACAGGACAGGGAGAGGAGUAAUUGCUUGUGGGAUUGUCGAUGUUCAGAAGUUGGCUGGCCCUGGAAAGGGCAGUUUGUUCCACCGUGAGUGUGCUGGCAGAAUUUGCUCCUUUGUAGUAGACCAAGUCUUCACACCGUUCAGUUGGUUUGUCCGGCCGGUGAUUUGGUGCUGCUUGCGCCAGUAGGAACAGCUGCCUACGGUUCGGAUGAUGACUGAGCCGUUGUCUCGACUCGGUUGCUGGAGAGUUGCGGCAGCUACAUUAGUUGUCUGGUAGCAGAGCGUGAUUGCUGGGGAGUUGCGGCAGCUGUCUUUGGCGCAGUAAAGAGCUGAUGACUCUGAUGACUGAUCGAUCUGAACUGAAUGUGAUCACAGAUGAUUGCUAGCUUUGGGCUCCAAAUUUUAUACCAUGCUUGCUGGGCGGAGCUUAAACUUGCAGUUGUGAUUGUGAGCACUGAUUGUCUAGCGCACGUGAUGAUCUACAGAUGGGCUGGACAUCGAGUGCUGUAUAAACACAAGUGGUGGCAGCAACAUGUGGCAAUAUGAUACUGACUAGGCGAGAGCGCCGUCUGUUAGACUGGCGAAACUGCCUGUUAGUAUGUGGGAUGUUCCCACAGUCUUGCUCUAGCAAGUUUAGUGGUCAGACAGUAACUCUUAUUAAAGCCAAGAAUAACUGUAAAGUUUUCAAGAAAACUCCAGCACAAAUCAGUUUAUUUAAUCAAUGAUACAGUUUGCAUAAUAGUAUUUUAUCAUCUAUAUAAGUUAUGUUGAAUAUUAAAAUGGGUCUUAAAGACAGAGGAUGGGAUGGUAUGGAUUGGAUUGAUCUGACUCAGGAUAGGAACCA